GAUAAACUUGUGCAUUGAAUUCGCAGAUGAACUGAAUAAACACAUCAGACAGAACGCACCGCAAUUUGAAACCGUGACGCAAUUAUUAAUUACAUUAAUAAAAUAAUGAUGAUCUUACUUUAUGAUUGAAAUUGUAAGGAACAAGUUCAAGUUCAAGUUCAAAUUCAAUUUCAAUCAAUAACUUGUCAUUGUAGUUGUGAAUCACUCUGAACAAGAAUGUUCAAGUUUCGCUCUCUCUUACUAAAAUCCAGAUUCACCAAAUUCCAAUUCACUAACACUUUCAACAACCUUCAACCACCUUCAUUCGCACGUGCCAAUUCUAGGGUUCCGAUCUCUCACAAUUUCUGCACCACACCGAACAGAGACUCAAUCGAAUACGACGUCGUUGUCGUCGGAGCAGGUCCCGCCGGCUUAUCGGCGGCGAUACGGCUGAAACAACUUUGCCGCGAAAAUGACACCGAUUUAUCUGUUUGCGUCCUCGAGAAAGGUGCUGAAGUAGGUGCUCACAUUGUUUCUGGAAACGUUUUUGAACCUCGCGCGUUGAAUGAACUUCUUCCUCAGUGGAAGCAGCAAGAGGCUCCGAUUAACACACCUGUUUCUUCUGACAAGUUUUGGUUUCUAACCAAGAAUCGUGCAAUUUCACUUCCGAGUCCAUUUGAUAACAAAGGCAACUAUGUAAUAAGUCUUAGUCAGUUAGUACGAUGGAUGGGAGCUAAAGCUGAAGAGUUAGGUGUGGAGAUAUACCCAGGAUUUGCUGCUAGUGAGAUAUUGUAUGAUGCUAACAACAAAGUUAUCGGUAUUGGAACUAAUGAUAUGGGAAUUUCAAAAGAUGGUUCAAAGAAGGAGACGUUUCAACGUGGUGUUGAGGUCAAAGGUCGCUUAACACUUCUGGCCGAGGGAUGUCGAGGAUCGUUAUCAGAGAAAAUAAUGAAACAGUACAACCUGAGAGAGAAGGGAGGUGCAGAACAUCAGACAUAUGCAUUGGGAAUUAAAGAAGUUUGGGAAAUUGAUGAGGAAAAACAUCAACCUGGGGCAGUACUUCACACGUUGGGAUGGCCCUUGGAUCAUAAAACAUAUGGAGGAUCUUUUCUGUAUCACAUGAAAGAUAGACAAAUUUCUUUAGGCCUUGUAGUUGCUUUGAACUAUCAGAACCCAUUCAUGAAUCCUUAUGAGGAAUUCCAGAAACUUAAGCAUCAUCCUGCAAUCAAACCAUUUCUGGAAGGAGGAACAGUUAUCCAGUAUGGAGCUCGCACUUUAAAUGAAGGUGGUUUUCAGUCUAUCCCGUAUCCAGUUUUUCCUGGUGGAGCAAUUAUUGGAUGUUCAGCUGGUUUUUUGAAUGUUCCUAAGAUAAAGGGAACUCACACAGCAAUGAAAUCAGGAAUGGUUGCUGCUGAAGCUGCAUUUGGUGUGCUUAAUGAAGGUCUAGAUAUGAAUACGUAUUGGGAUGCUUUGAGGAAUUCGUGGAUAUGGGAAGAAUUAUAUAAAUCUCGGAACUACCGACCUGCUUUUGAGUACGGGCUUAUUCCAGGACUGGCCUUUAGUGGUCUGGAACAUUAUAUACUCAAGGGGAGGCACCCAAUUACUUUGAAGCAUGGUAAACCUGAUCAUGAAGCUACAAAUCCUGCACGGUUGCAUUCCCCAAUUCAUUAUCCAAAGGCUGACGGUGUCUUGUCCUUCGAUGUACCCACCUCUCUGCACAGAAGCAACACAAAUCAUGAGCAUGAUCAACCUCCUCACCUUCGACUAAGGGACCCAAAGAUUCCCGAACUUACAAAUUUACCGGUGUAUGCUGCUCCUGAGUCGCGAUAUUGUCCUGCACGAGUAUACGAGUACGUUGCAGAUGAGCAAAAUCAACUAAAGUUGCAGAUUAAUGCUCAAAAUUGUUUACAUUGCAAGGCUUGUGAUAUCAAAGAUCCAAAGCAAAAUAUUGAGUGGACAGUGCCGGAAGGAGGUGGAGGUCCGGGAUACUCAGUCAUGUAGAUCCAGGAAUCAGUCAUACUGUGGUCCCUGAAGUUACGACUUCCGGAAUGUAAAAUAAGUUGCUAAGGUUCCUCAUCUUAAACAACAACAAGCAUCUUACACUGUUCUGUUAGAAAUUAUGUCUGUUCAGUGUUUUUCGCAUUUUAAAUAUUCUGUGUCAUUGUACCCAUCUUCAUUUGUUUUUGGAUACACAUAGCUGAAUAUUAGUAAUAUUUCUUUAAGUAGUAAAUAGGUUAUUUUUCAA
This is a messenger RNA of Cicer arietinum (chickpea), 2224 nucleotides long. RefSeq names its product electron transfer flavoprotein-ubiquinone oxidoreductase, mitochondrial. The record is from RefSeq and is a predicted model, not a curated record. Gene Ontology annotation, molecular function: electron-transferring-flavoprotein dehydrogenase activity; iron-sulfur cluster binding. Gene Ontology annotation, cellular component: mitochondrial inner membrane. Gene Ontology annotation, biological process: electron transport chain. NCBI's taxonomy places the organism in Eukaryota, Viridiplantae, Streptophyta, Magnoliopsida, Fabales, Fabaceae.